Messenger RNA from Mucor velutinosus, 4314 nucleotides. RefSeq names its product casein kinase 2 regulatory subunit. The record is from RefSeq and is a predicted model, not a curated record. Bases 1 to 4314 code for a protein of 1437 amino acids. The transcript is spliced from 9 exons. Gene Ontology annotation, molecular function: lipid binding. NCBI's taxonomy places the organism in Eukaryota, Fungi, Mucoromycota, Mucoromycetes, Mucorales, Mucoraceae.
AUGGAGACCAGUGACGAGACAAGAGCAUUGGAGCAAAUACAGCAAACAUCCGAUACACCUGUACAUACAUUUGAUGCAAACUUACCUCCGGAACGCAAACGGGCACAAGCCGAAGCGCAUAUCCCCAAAGACUUUGUACCAGACUUGAGAAGCCUUGGCCGUCAUCAGGAUGGGUUCGCUACAGAGAUUGGGUCCAGUGAUGCUGAUAAAAUCAAGCAAGCCAUAAUUGAAGCGACUCAGAAAUCAGUCAGUCAGAAUGUCACUCCUAAUCAAACACAAUCAAAGCGUCGUCAGCCUCAGCAGCCUGUCGUAAACACCAUUGCUGGCUAUCGUGUCAGCCAUCCAUUACCUGAUGACUCUCGCAUUGGCUGGACAGCCUUUUCAAAUGCAACAAAUCCCGGUGGCUCAUUAGGCAUCAUGGCAACAGAAAAGAAGAAAUCAGAUGGCACGGUAGACGCAUUGUACAGCACACUCAUGAGCCCAUUUGACGAGCAUUGGCAAGACUAUGGUGUCAUCUUUGUUAUAGGUGUUGGAUUUUGGCUGCUUGUCAAAGCCGGAGGUAGCAUGGGCUCGUUUAUACUUGGUCUACUGUUUGUAGCUUCGUAUUAUAGACUGAGCUUGAGUAGACUGGAUACACGUGCCACAGACGAUAUGAAGCGAGACUUGGCAUUCAUUGCAUUACAAACAGCCGAUUACGAAAAUGUUGAAUGGCUCAACAAUUUCGUCCAAAAGUUCUGGCUCAUUUUCGAACCUGUUUUGAGCGCCUAUGUCAUUGAGAACAUUGAUACCUAUCUUGUGGACUACCUGCCUGGAUUUUUGGAUUCUGUGCGCCUCACUACAUUCACCUUGGGCUCAAAGCCGUUUCGAGUAGAAAGUGUAAAGUCAUUCACAGACACCGAGCCUGAUACAGUGUGCAUGGACUGGGAUGUCUCCUUUGUGCCCAACGAUACCAAUGGCAUGACCAGAGAUCAAAUCGACAGAAAAGUGAGCCCCAAGGUAGUAUUGAACAUUCGUCUCGGUAAAGGUUUUGUUGGAACAGCACUCUCUGUGCUGGUGGAAGACAUGAGUUUCAAAGGUCGUAUGCGUGUGAAGCUGCAGUUUAUCAGCAAAAUGCCGCAUGUCAAGAUUGUGGAAGCUUGUUUUAUGGAAAAACCCCAAUUCGAUUAUGUGCUGAAACCUUUGGGUGGAGAAACAUUUGGAUUUGACGUGAAUAAUAUUCCUGGCCUUCAAGGCUUUGUACGUGAACAAGCACAUGCCAUCUUGGGUCCCAUGCUGUAUUAUCCCAACGUAUUUGCAUAUGACGUUGAAAAGUUCUUCUCUGGCGAGUUGGAUAUCAGUCAAGCAAACGGUGUCCUGGCUGUCACUGUGCACUCAUGUUCCAGAAUUAAUGCUUCAGACACUACCUUGAAUCCAUUCAUUCGAUUCUUCUUGAACAAGGCACAGGAGUUGGAGAAGACAGCUGUACUGGAGAACACUCACACACCGCAAUGGAAUGAGACCAAGUUCUUGCUGCUCAACAACCUGGACUCUAUCCUCACCAUGGAGUUAAGAACAACAAACAGCACAAAGAAAGCAGGCAAACGUUUGGCCAGAUCACACUUUGAUCUCAAGGACAUAAAGGAGGAGGAAGACAUGGAGCUGGAUAAUUUAACACUGCCAAUGCAACGCCAUGGUAAAUUCAUCACUGACCUCAAAGUGGAUAUGCGAUAUUUCCCUGUUUCCAAGCCGAUCCAGAACCCUGAUGGCACCUAUAUCGAGGCUGCUCCCUCCAAUUCUGGGGUCCUCCGUAUCACAAUUCACGAGUGCAAAAACCUGGGAUCAAAUAAGAUCAAUCCUUACGCUCUACUCAAGAUCAACGGUGUGGACAGGUUUGAAACCCCUACAUUCAAACGUACAUCCAAUCCCAAGUUUGAGAGGCCCUUUGAGAUUCUUGUGUUGGAUAUGACGCAGGUGUACAUCCGUGUGAGCAUCAUUGAUCGUAUCAAUUUUGCCGGAGAUGCCUCGUUGGGUUCGUGGAACGCUUAUUUGACUGAUAUUAUGCGGGAUCAAGAAGACAAGGAGUACUGGUGGACUUUGCGAAAGAAGGGUCAAGAGAUCAAUGCUCGUUUGCGAUUGAGUGUGCAAUGGAAGCCUGUGGUAAUGACAGGUCUUGCUAAAAUGGGUGGUGUCGGCUUGUAUUCUGCUCCUGUUGGUGUCAUUCGAUUCUCCAUUUGGUCUGCCAAGAAUCUCGUCUCGACCAAGUCUGAUCUAUACGUUCGCAUCAAGAAUGGAAAGCAAACCAGAGCAAGAACUGAAAUCAUUGAUAGUACAGAUUGUCCUGAAUGGGGCGAGUUUCAUUAUGUUCCUAUUCACUCUUUGCAAGAGGAUCUUGUAUUGGAGGUGAUGGGCUGGACUUCUGGAUCCAAGGACAAAUCGCUAGGCUCCACUGUGUUCCCUUUGAAUCAACUCAUCAAACAAUGCAAGAACGAAAACGAGGCUGUGUGGUACGAGUCCAUGGCUGAUAAGCUGGAUAGACAAGUACCUCUUCAUACAGGCAACACGCAAAAGGGCUUUUUAACCUAUUCAGCUGAAUUCUAUCCCACCAUGGCGCUUGCAGAAACAGACGAUGACGAAGACCAAGCAGCACCUACGCAAGACCUUUCCAUCGCUGUUCCAGACAAGCCCAUCUCAGAAGCAAAAGCAGUACUGCCUAAAAAAGCAGAAUUACCAGCAUUUGAUCUUCAUGGCUUACCCAUCCGAUAUACCCCGGAUCAGCUCAUCGACUUGUCAUGCUAUGGAAGUGGUGUGCUCACUGUCAAAAUCCAUGAGGUCAAGGCACCGCAAGUGUACGAUUGUUACUGUCAAGUCAUGGUGGAUUCACUGACCCCUCAACACAAGACGGACACGCUCAAGGGACGCACUUUAGCAUUCAAUGUGACCACAGACGCUUUCAUCAAGGACUCUGGUUUCUCUCGUGUCGCUAUUGAGCUCAAACCGCCUCACAAGACUGAGAAGGAUGAUGACAGAUUGGCCUACUGGUACGAGAGCAGCGAGCGCUUAAUUCGUCAUAUCCAACAACGCGCUCGUGAAAAGCAGUUGGCCAGUAGUGGCAAAUUUGACAUGAGCGAAAUGUUGCUGCAUGCAGAGGAGGACGAGGGUGAGUGGUACAAUUUGAUCGCACCUGUUGGAGGCCCAGCACAAAUCAAGCUUAGCUUUGGUUACGCCCCUUUGCUGAACUACACUGUGAACCCUGAUGAAAGCAUAGAAAACCAAGGUGUCUUGACCGUGACAUUACUGAAUGCAAGGAAAUUGAAGGCUGUAGACAAGUCGGGCACAAGUGAUCCCUAUGUCAGAUUCACAAUCAACGGCGACAUUGUCUAUAAGAGUGCCGUUGUCAAAAAGAAUUGCAAUCCUGUGUGGAAGAAUGAAGUGUUUGAAGUGCCUAUUAUUUCUCGAGUUACAGCCAGUUUCAGAAUUGAGGUAUUUGAUUGGAACCAGAUUUCUGGCGAUGUUCCCUUGGGUUCAGGUGGUAUCUCUAUUCGCGGUGACACAGUCGAGAGUUUUAGUGCGCGUGAUGUUGACAUUCCCCUCGAUGGACAAGCUGGCGACACUGGCACUGUGCGUGUGCGUCUCAAGUGGGAGCCUCAACUCUUAUUGCGCAGAAAGAUGCAUACAACAUUCAUGGGAACCACAAGAAGAAUGACAACCAAAAUGGGAACCACUGCUUUCAACUUUAGUCAGCCGCCCAAGAACACAACCUCAAAAAGCAACAGCAUUCAAUCCAAGUUGUCUGGUCUCUUGGAUUCAACUUCCUCCACCUCAUCUACUGCAAAGCCUUUAGUUGAUCCUAUACACGAGGCCAGAGAAACAGAGCAAGAGCCGCAGCACGAGCAGCAAAAGCCAGUAAUCAGCAACAGAUCAGUGCAGCCAUCCCAGCCAGCAGAGCAUAACUUUUUAGUAAAAACAAGUGAAGGCACAGUGCACAUUCAAGUUGUGGAAGCUAGAAACUUGAAGGGCGAUGGCGACAAGAUUAAUCCUGUAGCUAUCGUGCACCUUGGAUCGAAGCAGUUGUUGAAAACCAAAAAGAUCAAAAAGACUCCCAAUCCAUCAUGGAACGAAACCUGUUCACAGAAAUUGUCUGGUGAAGAGAUUCAGUUGGAUAUCAUGGUGAAAGAUUCUCAUACAUUCCAUUCAACUGACAUUGGCGGCUUUACCUUCUCAUUGUGGGAUUUAAUUAGACCGCCUAUUGUUACAUCGUUGGAUAAGUGGCUGCCUUUGGAGCCUGAGGGAAGUGGUGAAGUUCAUAUCAAAAUUGAUUACGAUGUAAAAGCUUGA